This is a messenger RNA of Chelmon rostratus (copperband butterflyfish), 1245 nucleotides long. RefSeq names its product LSM11, U7 small nuclear RNA associated (gene lsm11). The transcript is spliced from 4 exons. Gene Ontology annotation, cellular component: U7 snRNP. Bases 65 to 1057 code for a protein of 330 amino acids. The record is from RefSeq and is a predicted model, not a curated record. Gene Ontology annotation, molecular function: U7 snRNA binding. Gene Ontology annotation, biological process: mRNA 3'-end processing by stem-loop binding and cleavage. Lineage: Eukaryota; Metazoa; Chordata; Actinopteri; Chaetodontiformes; Chaetodontidae.
CCACCCCAACAACUUUCCCAGGAUUCCAUGCGUCAUCGUGUGUUCAUCUGCGGUUGUUUCAAACAUGGAGGAGAAGGAAAGAAGUGUGAAACCACACAGUAAAGAAACGGCAACUGCAACCUGUUCGAGUACGCCCUCGGUGCCGGAGCAUGAACCGGAGGCACACAGUAAAGACGAGGGAGAUGACGCAGACAAAAUAGAUGUCUGCUCUGAUAAGUUUGACCCCCUCUUGGCCUUGUACUCACCGACUGUGUCGCUUCCGUUUCCAAAUAUCAAAUGCUUUAACAAUGUGUCAGAGUACGUGAGCUUCCAGCAGGGCGGCCGGGGCAGAGCCAAACCGGAGAAUGUGGAGAAGAGGCGUCAGAAGGCCAUGAAAGGGGUGGUGGACCCGGAGCGCAUCGAGAGGCUGAAGAGGCUCAUGGUGAACAACGCGGUGCCAGAGUCCGAGGAGGCGGGGAGCAGCGGCACGCCGCGGAGGAGGCAGAAGCCCCGGAAAAAUGUCCUGACCAGGAUGCCCUUAUGUAAAGGCAGUCCAUUGGGGGAGCUGUACCGAUGCGUUGAGGAGAGGAUAAGGGUCAAAGUUCACAUCAGGACCUUCAAGGGACUGAGGGGAGUUUGCUCUGGCUUUGUCGUGGCCUUCGACAAGUUCUGGAACAUGGCAAUGGUAGACGUCGAUGAAACAUACAGAGAGCCUCUGCUGGGACAGGCGUUCUACCACGAGAAAGCCCUCACCAUGUCACGGCUCUUUGAGAAGCUAAAGCUCCAGGAGAGCUCAGCAGGUGAUGAGCCAGCAAAGAAGCAUGAAGUCCGGCAAGCCGCCUGCAAGCAACAGCCUGAUCAACAAACUGGCAAGAGAAGGCACAGCAGGACGGAGUCCAAGCUGUCAGACACUGUUAAAACCAAACAGGACAAACACAAAGUCUCGCUGAAGGCCCAGGGUCCAGACGUCUGUCAGGAGAAAGACUCUCGGGCGUACGGCAAGAUCCACACACGCCACAUCAACCAGCUUUUCAUCCGGGGUGAGAACGUCGUCCUGGUUAACCCACAGCCACUCUGAUUUGUGUUCUCAGAGAUGAAAGAAAUGCGUGCUACAAGCACAAUCAGUGAAAUUUAAGUUGUAUUUUACCCUCAACAUCUGUAACGAAGACAAAUCAAACAGGACUAUUGUUAUAUCAUAUUGAUAUGGAGGUUUUUCUCUGCCGACCAGAGAAAUGAUCUUGAGAAAUAAAAGCCUCUCAAUUCUAA